Theileria equi strain WA is the source of this 906-nucleotide messenger RNA. Its product is annotated as ema family member protein. The record is from RefSeq and is a predicted model, not a curated record. Lineage: Eukaryota; Apicomplexa; Aconoidasida; Piroplasmida; Theileriidae. The coding region runs from base 82 to 906 and encodes 274 amino acids. The transcript has a single exon.
ACAGCCAUUUCUUCGCCAUUGUAGCUCAGCCAUUAUUUCCGCGGUAAAGCACUGCAAUAUUUUCUCUUUAAAAUUCUUACAAUGCUGUCAAAGUCGUUUGUUGCUAUUUUGUCCUUGGCAUGUCUGACAGUCACCGAGGCCUCAGCCAAGAAUACGCCGAAAGUUGUCGGAACCGUGGUUGACAUUAGCAAGGAUGCAGUUGAUCACGUCAAAAUAGAGCCAGAGGAUGAUGGGAAUACGGUUAUUUUUUCCCUAAAGGACGGUUAUGCCGCCGAGAAGGUCGUGGACGGUUCCGAGACGAUCAAAACCUUUGACCUGGAGAAACACGCCCCAAAGUACAUAACAAAGCACAUACAAGACGGAAAGGCAUACCUGGUUAUUGUGGUAGAAGCUGCCUAUCAUCUAGCCUUCAAGAAGGAAAAAGAGUGGACCAGCAUCGACAUUACAGCCUUCCACGAAAGCGUCUUCUUCAAGGGUUUCGAGAGCAUCGUUCUAGACCUUGAGAAGUUUGUCGACAGCUCUCUAUUUUCUGUGGAGGCCUUUGGCUCCGGCGAAAAGUAUGCCUUUGAAGCUCCAAAUAAGCGUGCUUCCAAGGUCGUCUCCGCAGAUAAAGAUGUCGUUUCUGGUGACGAUAAACUCAUCCUAGACGCUUGUGUCUAUGCCAAGGGUGAUAGUAUGAUUGCUACCGUCUGGUACAUUUACAAGCCUGAUGGCAGAAUCAAGGAAGUCUUCUUCCAAAAGACAGAGGAUGGCUGGACCAGAGUUGACGUUACCACCGCCGCCAAAGUUCUAAACGGCAUGAAUCCUGACUUUUCUACCGACUACAAGACUGUGUACGAUGGAUUCUCUGUCUCUCACGUCUUCUUUGUGGCUUUUGCAAUUGCAUUCUCCACUUUAUUUUUCUAG